GUUUCAUACUGUCCCAUGGUUUCUAAUGUGACAUAAAAGCGUAGCUUAUGGCCUUUUUUGAGUUUCAAUAUAAAUUACAGUUUACCUUUAAAUGCGAUCUAUAUAGGAUGUCCUGCAUAUAUUUAGACAGAAACAUCGCAAACGCCAAAAUCUCAUGUGCUUGAGAACAUUGUUGUUAGCUACCGCUAACUAGCAAUAACCUUGAUGUUGUAGCUUUCUAUCUGCUUUAACGUUAGCUCGCAAGAUUUUUUUCUUAUCCUGUUUACCAGUGUUGCCAACGAAGGUCGCGAUGUCCGGUUUAUAUCGUGCUUUUCAGAAGUCUUCUGCUGUUAUUAAGGAUUCGAGGUGAUGCUCGUUGUAUUGCCAGGAGUUUGUUUGGACUUGGUCUUGGAUGAGAGGAAGUCCUCUAAGAAAGUUAGUAUGACAGAAGCGAGUCAGCUCCCCUGGUACUGUCCUUCUCGCAGCCAUUUCAGAAGAUCUCGUGUUCCCAGUGAGUUGUUUGAAGAGAGAUCAAAAGAACAUGAGAAAUAUGGUGGUGACCCAGAGCAACCCCACAAACUGCACAUAGUCACACGGGUGAGGACAACAGUGGGACGGCCGUACUGGGAAAAGAAGGUGGUGAAGAGCUUGGGACUGGAGAAGGGUCACACGCCUCGUGUCCAUAAGAAUAUACCCUCAGUGAAUAAUCAGCUGAAAAUAAUAAAACAUCUAGUGAGGAUUCAGCCUUUGAAACUGCCGUACGGUCUUCCUGCUGAGGAAGAUAUGGCUGACACUUACCUCAACAGCAAAGGAGAACUGAUAAUACGGAAACUGCUCAAGCCGGUGGAGCCCAAAGCCAUUGAAUCCUAAUUCCUACCACCCAACUCACAUCAAACCUCAAUUAUAUAUCUGAUUUGUUAAAUAAAAAUAAUUUAAACUC
Alosa sapidissima (American shad) is the source of this 919-nucleotide messenger RNA. RefSeq names its product mitochondrial ribosomal protein L30 (gene mrpl30). NCBI's taxonomy places the organism in Eukaryota, Metazoa, Chordata, Actinopteri, Clupeiformes, Clupeidae. The transcript has 6 exons. Bases 349 to 849 code for a protein of 166 amino acids. Gene Ontology annotation, molecular function: structural constituent of ribosome. The record is from RefSeq and is a predicted model, not a curated record. Gene Ontology annotation, biological process: translation. Gene Ontology annotation, cellular component: large ribosomal subunit; mitochondrion.